GAAAUUAAAGUUGAAUGUAAAGUUGUUACAACUGAAGAUGGUCACACUGAAAAUGAUCUUUCAGUUUACUUCAAACAUCCAAACUUCCAUAUGGCUGGAUGGAUUGCUACUCACAUUGCAAUUAAACAUGUUUACAAUUUACUUUACAAAAAACUUAAAGUAUUUGUCCCAGAAAAUAGACAAGAAAUCCUUGAUAUUGCUAAAGCUGUAACCUCAUGUGGCGAAUAUUUACACCAUCACCACGAUCACGAAGAAGAACUCGUCUGGGAUUGGUUAAAGGAAAAGAAACCAGAAUCUAAAGAAUUCUUAGGUACUAUGGAUCACCAACAUGGUGAUUGGGUCCAAAAGAAUAAAGAGAUUUCCGACCUCAUCACUUCCAUCAAAGAAAAUGAAAAUCUUAAAGAUUCAACAUCAGAAGGUUGGUCAGAAACUCUCGAAAAGCUUCAAUCCAAUAUUAAAAACCAAAUCGCUCUUAUCUAUGAACAUUUUUAUGAUGAAGAACGUUUAAUUCUUCCAAUUGCCAUCAACAUUCCAAAAGCUGAUCAAAUUAAAAUUGGUGAUAUCAUUCACGAAAGAAUUAAAAAAGAAUCAAGUGGUAAAUUUGGUUUAGGUGCUAUGCUCGAUGCUUCAAAUCACAACAAAGCUAUGGCUGAUUCCUUAAAUAAAGCAAUUCCAUGGUUUGUUAGAAAAGUAAUUUUCCCAUUAGCUAUUAAAAAGGAUUAUAAAUGGUUCACCUCAGUUGUAGAAAUUAAA
Molecule: messenger RNA, 753 nt
Organism: Dictyostelium purpureum
Lineage: Eukaryota; Evosea; Eumycetozoa; Dictyosteliales; Dictyosteliaceae
Exons: 1
Source: RefSeq, a predicted model, not a curated record